GGAUUAUCAGGGAGGCCAUGUUGGAUUUAGAGAGUCAUCUGAUUUUUUAACCUAAACCCACAGUGAUGGACCCCCUGGACAGAGCUCAAGUACUCCUCCUCUGUGACCAGUGUCAAAAAGCUGCAUUACAGAGUCAUUGUGAACUUUGUCAGAUUAACCUGUGUAAGGCCUGUGUAGGGGAGCAUCUAUCUGAUUCAUCUAAAAGACACAAUGUUGUACCAUACAAACACAGAACCGCUAUUCCUAACGUAAACUACCCAAAAUGUCCAAACCACACCCAGAAACACUGUGAACUUUACUGUGAGAAAUGUGACAUUCCUGUCUGUUCUACCUGCAUCUCCUCUGGGAAACAUCAUGGGCAUAAAUUAACAAAUGUCUUACAGAAUCCCAGCUUUAUAAAAGAAAUUUUAAACAACGAUUUGAAAGAACUAGAAAAAAGAAUAUGUCCUACAUAUGAAGAAAUUGCAUUAGAUUUAAACUCUGAAAUAAUCAAUUUGGAAAAAAAUUAUGAGAAACUGACAACAGCUGUCACCAAACAAGGAGAAGACUGGCACAGAGAAAUUAACAUCAUUGUCAACAAACGAAAAUCUGAAAUUGAUGAGAUGAAAUCUAAACACCUGGCUGCUCUAAAUAAAGAGGAAAAUGAAAUCAAACAGAUUACUUCUGAUGUUACACAGAGCAUUUUUGAUCUGAAGAAAAUAUUAGAUUCCAAUGACGUCUCCUUAGCCUCUGCCUAUAAAUCAAAGAAUGCUGAGUUCAAAAGUUUACCUCCUAAAGUCAAUGUUUUAUUACCAAGUUUCUCUCCUCAUCAGAUAAACACAGAACUGCUCCAUCAAAUGUUUGGUUCUCUGUCAUCAUUAUCCAAUACAAUAGUGUAUCACUAUCUGGAAGUACAUUACACACUUGGAUAA
This is a messenger RNA of Saccostrea cuccullata (small rock oyster), 911 nucleotides long. RefSeq names its product E3 ubiquitin-protein ligase TRIM45-like. The record is from RefSeq and is a predicted model, not a curated record. Bases 66 to 911 code for a protein of 281 amino acids. NCBI's taxonomy places the organism in Eukaryota, Metazoa, Mollusca, Bivalvia, Ostreida, Ostreidae. Gene Ontology annotation, molecular function: zinc ion binding. The transcript is spliced from 2 exons.